Molecule: messenger RNA, 814 nt
Organism: Dicentrarchus labrax (European seabass)
Lineage: Eukaryota; Metazoa; Chordata; Actinopteri; Moronidae
Gene: gng8
Product: guanine nucleotide binding protein (G protein), gamma 8
Exons: 4
Coding region: 364-576 (70 amino acids)
Biological process (GO): G protein-coupled receptor signaling pathway
Cellular component (GO): heterotrimeric G-protein complex
Molecular function (GO): G-protein beta-subunit binding
Source: RefSeq, a predicted model, not a curated record
GGGAACCUAUUGAAGCCUCCCUCCUCAUCUUUGCCAUUAAUCUCACUUCAUUUGUUACUGUAAGUUGGUGCGGAGGACCCUGUGGAAGACAAGCGGACUUUCAUUCUAGGAGCCUGUUUGCUGAUGGUCUUGUGCCAGCGGAUGUCCUCCCCUGGGGAAGCUGCCCUGCCUCCCCUCCCUGGCCCUUACUCCUUUGGGACCCUCCCUGUGCCACUUGCAGCUGAGACCCAGGGAGCAGAAUUAACGAGCAAAUUGAAACAGACUCUAACCAUGGCACAGACACCUCCAGUGAACUGUCACACACUGUGUUUGCUGUGUGCGCUCUUUAGAAAUGCUGGCUGACUUUAGCAGGAAAGGUGCAGUAUGUCCAACAACAUGGCCAAGAUUGCAGAUGCUCGAAAGACGGUAGAACAAUUGAAACUGGAGGUCAACAUCGAGAGAAUGAUGGUAUCCAAAGCAGCAGCUGAACUGAUGGCCUACUGUGAAAGUCAUGCCAAGGAAGACCCUCUAGUGACACCAGUACCCUCUUCUGAGAACCCGUUUCGAGAGAAGAAGUUAUUCUGUGUAAUACUAUAACCCCCGCAUGUACAAGACAAAUGUCUACGCAUUAACACAAUUUUAAUGUGUGAAUUCAGUGUCAGCUUUAAUGACAAACAAAAACAAAAACAAAAGAAAACUUUGUUGUUGCUUUUUUUUUUUUUUUUUUUUACAACAUUCAGUUUUGUAAUUAAACUUUCUUUUUGGUGACUAACUUUACCUGAGGAACGCUCAUCAUUUGAACGUGGUAAUAAUGGCAAUAAAGAUUUCUUGUAAA